Dictyostelium discoideum AX4 is the source of this 786-nucleotide messenger RNA. RefSeq names its product protein phosphatase inhibitor 2 (gene dpiA). NCBI's taxonomy places the organism in Eukaryota, Evosea, Eumycetozoa, Dictyosteliales, Dictyosteliaceae. Gene Ontology annotation, molecular function: protein phosphatase inhibitor activity. Gene Ontology annotation, biological process: regulation of signal transduction. Bases 1 to 786 code for a protein of 261 amino acids. The transcript is spliced from 2 exons. The record is from RefSeq and is a predicted model, not a curated record.
AUGAAUAAAGAUGAAGAAUUUUUAGAAGAACAUCAUUAUAAAGAUGAUGAUGCAAUUGAAGGAGAAGAGGAACAAGGAGAAGAAGAAGAAUCUGAUUUAGAUGAUGAUAUGUAUAAUAUAGAUGGUGAAACUAAUGAUGAUGAUGAUGAUGAUGAAGCAGAAGAUGAAGAAAGUAGUGAAGAUGAAAAACAAAAUCAAAAGUUUCUUUAUAAAAAGAAACGAAAUUUAACAAAAAGUUCAAGUAAUGGUGAAUUCAAAAUCAUACCAUAUAGUACAUUAAAAGGUAAUACUCCAACCAAAGGUAUCUUAAAGAAUAAAUCACAACCACCACCAAAAAAGAAUAGGAUAGUUUGGGAUGAAGAAAAUUUAACAAUUAAUGAUAUGAAUAAAUCUUCAACAAUGAAAAUUGAUGAACCAAAAACACCUUAUCAUUAUUAUGAAUCUGAAGAAGAAACAGACGAAAGUAAAAAAUAUUUAGAAAAUAAAUUUUUAGAACUUCAAAAUGCUUUAGAUAAACAACAAGAAAAGAGUGAAUGGGAUUCAGAUAAUGAUGAACAACAACAAGAAAAAGAAAAAGAAAAAGAUAAAAAGAAAAAGAAAAAGAAUUUAAAAAUUCAUAUGAGAAGUGACAGCGAUGAUAAUGAUGAUAAUGAAGAUGAAGAUGAAGAUGAAACUGAAGAAAAGAAAGAAAAUAAAAAGAAAUUCGAUAAUUUAAGAAAAGCACAUUAUAAUGAAUUUAAAGUUGUUAGAGAUUUAAAUGCAAAUUUAUCAGAUGACGAACAAUAA